Mercurialis annua (annual mercury) is the source of this 1562-nucleotide messenger RNA. RefSeq lists its product as uncharacterized. Bases 1 to 1269 code for a protein of 422 amino acids. The transcript is spliced from 5 exons. The record is from RefSeq and is a predicted model, not a curated record. Lineage: Eukaryota; Viridiplantae; Streptophyta; Magnoliopsida; Malpighiales; Euphorbiaceae.
AUGUACAGAGAAGAGGUAGAUAAUAGGAAAGCUGAGCGUCAAAGUAAAGCCAUAGAGUUACUUUCGGAAGUUGUUUUUUUGGAUUUUUCAGCAGAAUCUGAGCCAUCAACUGGUACCAACUGCAAGUUUGCAGUAGAAUCUGAGCCAUCACUUGGUACCAACUACAAGCUUGUGCUAUCAGCAGAACCUUUGUCCUCCAAUCUCUUCCUCUUGCAAUUUUUACAAAGGCGUGUCUCUGGAUUUUCUUCUGGCUCUAGUUACUGUACCCUGUACGAACUGGCCUCGCGGUACUAUUUACACCAUAAGGUUUCGCUUACUGAUGUACCUGAUCUGGCUGAUGGGGAGAAGGACUUCGCCCUUGGCGUUCCUAACCCAUCUACGAUCGCCGUACCGAAUCCGACGCCUGAUUCGGUGGAUCUUGGUCCUGCUUCUGGCGAUCAAGUUCCUGCUGCGACUUCUGAGUCGCCUUUGCUUCCUUCGAAGGAAUCAGCUCCUUCUCUGAAGGGGUUGCCUACCGCCGGCCAGAAGCGUCCUGCUGAGGACCAGGCUGGAGCUUCUGCCAAGCGUCCCAAGAAGAAGAAAUCUUCUGGGGUGUCUAUUGAGGAGGCACCUCGGUUUGCAGCUUGGGCGGACGCACAAGAUCCGCCUCGUCUUUCAAACGUCGCCAUUCUUCAUGCUUGCAUGGAGAAUAUUAUGAUAAAAGAGGACAUUGAGUCCAUUGAUCGCGAGCAUGGCGAUAGUUUGGCUGAGUUCGCCUGUCUCGGCGGUUUUUCGGUGGUCCAGUCCAUCGCUGUUUUGGAGCGCCGCCGAAGGGAUGCGGUGGAUCAAUUGAAGAAGCUCCAGAGAGAUUCCGAAUCCUGGCUCUCCGAGAAACAAAAGAUGGAGGAGGAGGCUGGCGAGGCGACUGGUCUGAUCCAACAGCUGAGGUCCUCCGUAUCUACCAAGACUCGGGAGAUUUCCGCUUUAGAGGCUCGGGUUCGAACUUUGUCCGAGGAAGUCGAGUCUCUACAGUCUUCUUCAGGUGCUCUCACUAAGGAGAGGGAUGAUCUGAAGAAAGAAGAGGGGCGUCUCCGCCGGCGUUUGGGUGACUCUGGGAGCUUUUAUUCCCAAGUCAUGACUCAAUACCGGUUGGCGAUCGGGGCAAAGUUGCGGGAGCAGAAUCCUGGCGUCGAUCUUUCUGGAGUCAAUCAGUUGGAUCCUGCUUCUUUGGCGAAGGAGGUGAAGGCGAAGCUUGAUAAGCAGAAGCAAGAUGCUUUGAAUAAGGCUUAGUUUUUAUUUUCUUCUUUUUGUAUUUUUUGCUUUUUUGUAUUUUUUGCUUUAGUUUUUUGCUUUCGCCUUUUUUUUUGUAUUGGAUCGUGGGCGGAUCCUUUGUAAUUUUUGCUUCUGUGAAUAUAAUGAUCUUUUGACCAUUGCUUUUCUUUAGUUGUAGAGUUAAUCUAAACUCAUUUGUUAUUUUGAGAAGUUAAUCUAAACUUCUGCUGGUGUAAUUUAUUUGUAGGUCCGAACGGAUCCUUUUAUUUAUUUGACUCGGACGAGUCUAAAUUAUUUUUUAACUAAGAUUC